This is a messenger RNA of Paramuricea clavata, 651 nucleotides long. Lineage: Eukaryota; Metazoa; Cnidaria; Anthozoa; Malacalcyonacea; Plexauridae. The record is from the annotation of a GenBank genome assembly.
AUGAGUAUCCACAUCCACGGAAACUGCGCGUUGAUCGGAGACAGGAGGAUUUCCAUCCUCGAGUCUGACGACGGUACAAUCUAUUUUGCAGCGAAGGAAUUAGCGCUUGCACUUGGAUACGUCAGACCGAACGAAGCCGUCACCACCAACACGAGAGAAAGAAUGAGAACAACGCUCGGAGAAAUAAGGGGUACGGUUACAAACCGUACCCCUUAUGAUGUGCGCGGUGGUGAAGAGCCUAAUACAGUUUUUAUUACCGAAUCCGGUCUGUACAGACUCCUCAUGAAAUCUAGAUUACCGAUUGCCGAAGAAUUCCAGGACUGGAUAUCCGAAGACGUUCUUCCCUCCAUUCGAAAGACUGGGAAAUAUGUGAUACCCGGAGCCAUGAAAGCUAUCGAUAACAUAAAGGUUGAAGAACUAUGUGAACUUACGGGGGAAGAUCGGAAGGAAGCACGAAAAAAACUUGUAAACAUGAGCGAUAAACUCAAGGAUCCUGAAAAAGUCGAACUUGGAAAAAAGGGAGGGGAAUCAACCCAGAGAAAAAUUAGGGAGACCAAAGAGAAACUGGAGAAAAAAGAAGACGAAAUCAUAAAACUUAAGAUCGAAGUGUCAUAUCUGAAAGGUAAAUUAGACGGACUCGAAGUAGAAUAA